This is a messenger RNA of Fulvia fulva, 2943 nucleotides long. Its product is annotated as Rho-GTPase-activating protein 8. Bases 1 to 2943 code for a protein of 980 amino acids. The record is from RefSeq and is a predicted model, not a curated record. Lineage: Eukaryota; Fungi; Ascomycota; Dothideomycetes; Mycosphaerellales; Mycosphaerellaceae. Gene Ontology annotation, cellular component: plasma membrane; cell division site; cytoplasm. Gene Ontology annotation, molecular function: GTPase activator activity. Gene Ontology annotation, biological process: small GTPase-mediated signal transduction; cytoskeleton organization. The transcript is spliced from 2 exons.
AUGAGUUCCUUCUCGAGCACUUUCUGGUCGCCGGACUAUGCAGCUGGUCUUGGAGUACUCUUUGGAAAGCUGCAACAAGGCGUGCAAGAGAAUGACCAGAUACUUACCAUUGCGCGCAUGCGCGCAGAUGCGGAGGAUCUGUAUGGGCAGAAGCUCGGAGACAUUGAAACAGCCACAAACAGGAUAGACGGAGGCUUUCAGAGGGACGACGGAGCGAGCGUCAAGAAGGCAUACGAGGGAGUGCGCUCUGAGAUGACACAGGCGGCGGGAAACCACCGAAAGAUUGCAUCCAAUAUUCGCGAGCUUGUCGUGAAUCCGUUCGGCCGCUGGUGUGAUCAGCAUGCAGCGAGGGUACAGAACAGUCAGGAUGAUCUCCAGGGACGCAUAAAGGCACAUGACCGACAGGCAGAAACAGUGCGACAGUAUCGCAGUGCAUACUACAACAAAUGUCGGAGGGUUGAAGAUCUGGACGAAGAAGAGAAGCUGGCCUUUCAAGACCCAGGUGCUGCGGCUGCUACAGGCUCUCCUAAGAAUGCUCCACAGACAGUGCCCAGCAUCAAGGUCGAAGAGGAAGAGCCAGAACCCGAGCCUGUCGAGAUUGGUGACAAGACAUACAUGCCCGACCAGCUCAAGAAGAUCCUGACGCACGUACUGGACAACAUUCGGCUUGGGGAGUACAAGGUGCCUAUCAUAGGUACUUAUCAGAAUGUGACGACUGGUGCCGAGAUAGUGGACUAUAUUCAAAACCACCUGCAGGCAAACAGCGUUGCAUACGCAGAGCAGAUUGGACAGGACCUUGUUAACAACGGCUUCCUGAGGUUGAUCGGAAAUGUUGGCAGUAACUUUGCCAACAGUAGCAAGAUGCAGUACCAGUGGCGACCAAAGGUGUUCCAGCUUACAGGCAUACCAGAGAAGCGACCAGGGCUACUGAACCGCACCUCAACAAUCAUGUCGCAAAGCUCGGACAGCUCAGUAUCAGGCACUCCUGUCAUAGGAGACAAGGUGUCGGAGUACCUCGGAGGCUGGAAUCCACUGAAUAACGCACAUCCCAACGAGACCCCAGCCGAGAGACUGCGAAGGGAAGCGCGGGAAGCGGACGAAAGAUACAAAGCUGCAGUGAAGAAACUUGACGGAAUGCGCUGCAGCUUGGAGGAGGCCAUGAUUGAUCACAUGAAGUUCAUGGAACGUUGUGAACUUGACCGUCUGAAGGCGAUCAAGAGUGUCAUUCUCGACUUCAGCGGCGCUGUCAGCAACGUGAUACCUUCCUUGCAGUCAACCGUUGACAACAUGAUGCUCUUCCAGGAAACCGUCCAGCCACUGAGUGACCUGCGGUACACACUGGAGAACUACAAGACUGGCAGCUUCCUACCAAAGGUCACGGUCUACGAGAACUACUACAACACGAAUGACGAGCAGACGUUCGGUGUCGACAUUGAGGCGCGAGCACGGACCGACAGGAAACGCGUGCCCCUGAUCAUUACCACAAUCUUGACAUUUAUGGACUCGCACUACCCGGAUCUGGAGGGCGACGAAGCGAGACGCAAUGUCUGGCUUGUAGACGUUCCGCUCGGCGCAACACACCAUCUUCGAAACCAGAUCAAUACCGGCAAACGCGUGGAGCAGGCGUUGCUUGAAAAGUACGAGGUGCCCAUUGUGGCAUCCGUACUCAAGCUGUACCUGCUGGAGCUGCCCGACAGCCUCGUGAGCUCGCAUGUAUACGAGAUCAUCAAGACUGUCUACACAACCACUUCUCAAUCGGCAUCGGAAAGCGCCCGGAUUCAAGUCAUCCAGUCGACUCUUGGACAGCUCCGUCUUGCAAACAUCGCCACCUUGGAUGCUUUGACCACACACUUCACCAGACUCAUUGAAUUGGCCAGCGCGGACGACGAGUAUGUCGCAAAGCUAGCUGCGACGAUGGCGCCGUGCAUCAUGCGACCGAAGCAGGAAACUGGCCUCAGCAUGAAUGAGAAGUACAAUGUACGGCUGCUCAAGGACCUCUUUCAGCAUAAGGAUGCGAUAUUUGGCGAGCUUAAGCGGCAGUCCAGUCUAACGCAUACGAACUCUGGCUCUACGAGGCAAGCUCGUGCCAUCAGUACAGAUGAGUCGAGGCGCAAGGAACACAUGGAAGAACGACAGCGCGCUAUUGCUGCUGCACAACAUGGUCAGGCUCACGCUGGAGGUACCCGAAGCCGUGCCGCAAGCCCCUCAUCAGAGUCUUCAACAAGAGGUCCCGUUCCAGCCGUUCCAGCCGUUCCAGCCGUUCCAGCUCAUAGACGAGAUCGCAGCCGUGGACCAGAGACUAGAUUUCCUGUGAGCACGACUGCGGCUCAAACAUCGGAGAGACGUGUCACAUCGCCAACACAGUCAAGCACCUCGAGCCACCGUGACAGCCUUAGCGUACCGCAAAGCCCUCUAGGAGGCAGAGCUCCGCCGUCGUCGACCACAAGAGACACUACUGAUAGGACCAAUGGCUUCCACCAACCUCCCCCAUCGGACCUUACCGAUGAUCACACCCCAAAGGCACGAUCCUCUAUUGAUGAGGCAAAGCGCGCGUCCGGCCCAGCGCCAAGAAUCUCUGCCUCCAUCAAUGCCGCAGGAGACUUCGCGAACCACAAUCACUACUACGCAAAUAGCACAGACUCGAACUCCAACAUCACCAGCAGUUCCCGUCCGACCUCCGAAGCCUCCGUCCCAGGCAUCAAACCACCAACCUCCAAAUACCGCAUCACAAACCAAGACGAAGUCGACUCGUCAUCAGAAGCCACACCCACCGACUCCACACCGACCAAAACCGACAGCUUCACCCGUCGCACGGCCUAUGGUCGGAGAGGCACUGGUGGUUUGCAGAGACAGAGCCUAGUCAACAAGCACGACAGCGCAGAGCCCGAGCAGGAACAGAGUAAAGGCGUACAGCUUGAGGACAAACCGAUGGAUUUCGAUUAG